Molecule: messenger RNA, 1956 nt
Organism: Pezoporus occidentalis (night parrot)
Lineage: Eukaryota; Metazoa; Chordata; Aves; Psittaciformes; Psittacidae
Gene: FBXO46
Product: F-box protein 46
Exons: 2
Coding region: 1-1956 (651 amino acids)
Molecular function (GO): protein binding
Source: RefSeq, a predicted model, not a curated record
AUGCGCGGAGUCUCCACCUCCUCCCCCGUCCAUCGGACUACAACUCCCAUCGUCCCCUCCGCGGCGGCGCAGGCGCGCUGCGGGGCCGCUGUGCGCAGGCGCGGGGGGGGGCGCACCCCGGAAGCGGCGCGGGGAAGGCGGAGCGGCCGCGCCCGGCACCUGCCCGCGCCGGCGCCGCGGCGGCUGCCCCAGCAGUGCCAUGCAGCCCUGAUGGAGCCCAACGCCUUCCCGCAGCUGCAGCUCUGGUGCCCGCGGCCCUUCGGCACCUACAGCCAGAACAAGCCAUGCGCCGGUCCCGGCAGCGCCAAGAAACCCUUCAGCCCCUCCUGCCGCCACACCGAGAACACGCCGCCGCCCGGCACCGGCACCGGCACUGCAGAGCCUGCCGCCGCGGCACCGCCGGCACCGCCAACGCCAGCGUCGGAGGAGGGCCGGGUGCUGCUGGACACGUGGUACGUCAUCAAGCCCGGCAACACCAAGGAGAAGGUGGCUUUCUUCGUGGCGCACCAGUGCGGCGCCCGCGCCAGCACCAUGAAGGUGAAGGGCAACUGGGGCAGCGGCAGCUCCAAAGCCAAGCGGCGCCGGCGCUGCCACGAGCCCGUCAAGGCCAAGGUGAGCGCGGUGGGCGCCGGCGAGGAGGCGGCUGAGGCGCCCGAGCUGGUGUCGGUGGCGGAGAUGGUGGCGCUGGUGGAGCAGCGCGCGGCGCUGGCGCUGCAGAGCUUCCCCCCGGUGCUGCUGGAGGCGCCGGCCGGCGACGCCAAAGCGCCAAGCGCCGCCGACUGCAGCCGCGUGGCCGAGGCCGUCGCCCACUUCGAGUCGCGGCACCGCGAUGGCGCCGCCAGGCCCAACGGCUUGUGCCGGCCUGGCGCUGAAUGCACCGCGGCAGCGGCCCCGGCGGCGCCCGGCGAGGUCCGCAUCGCCUUCCGCAUUGCCAGCGGCCGCGAGCCCCGCGCCGGCCCCGCCGCCGGCCCCGAUCCUGGCGGUGCCGCCCGGCCCGGCUGUGUGUUCGUGAGCGGCACCGGCACCGGCGGCCGCGCCAAGGACAAGAUCACGUGCGACCUGUACCGGUUGAUCAGCCCCUCCCGGGACGUGCUCCCCACCAACGUGGAGCUGCUCCUGGCCGCCGCCGGGCCCAAGGGCGAUGGUGGGGACGGCGAUGCCAGCACCGCGGCGCGCGGCGAGGGUGCGGCGUCACCGUCGGCCAAGGCGGACACGUGCGAGGGCUCGGCGGAGGCGGCGCCGGGGCGGGAUUGUGCUGCCGGCUUUCACGUGGACGUGGUGGUGACCGGCGUCGUGGACCAGUGCGUGUUCUAUGGCAAGGACAGCGCCAAGCAGGUGACAGAGGAGACGGUGCGGCUGCCGGCGGCACCCAAGGACGAGCCCUCCCCGCCGCCGCCGCCGCCACCGGGGCAGCUCUUCCUCUUCCCCAUCGCCGACGAACCGGCGGCGGCGGCGGCACCGGACCCGGAGGCGGUGUCGUCGGCAGCCGACCCGUCGCUGUGCCGCUUGUACCGCCACGUGUCCCAUGACUUCCUGGAGAUCCGGUUCAAGAUCCAGCGCCUGCUGGAGCCGCGGCAGUACAUGCUGCUGCUGCCGGAGCACGUCAUGGUGAAGAUCUUCAGCUACCUGCCCACCCAGGCGCUGGCCGCCCUCAAGUGCUCCUGCCACUACUUCAAGUCCCUCAUCGAGACCUUCGGCGUCCGCGCCACCGACUCGCGGUGGACCCGGGACCCGCUCUACCGCGACGACCCCUGCAAGCAGUGCCGCAAGCGCUACGAGAAGGGGGACGUGUCGCUGUGCCGCUGGCACCCCAAGCCCUACCACCACGACCUGCCCUACGGCCGCUCCUAUUGGAUGUGCUGCCGCCGGCCCGACAAGGAGGCGCCGGGCUGCCGCGUGGGGCUGCACGAUAACCACUGGGUGCAUCCGGCGCCGCGGCGUGACGAUGGGAGGUGA